Molecule: messenger RNA, 356 nt
Organism: Notothenia coriiceps (black rockcod)
Lineage: Eukaryota; Metazoa; Chordata; Actinopteri; Perciformes; Nototheniidae
Product: xanthine dehydrogenase/oxidase-like
Exons: 3
Coding region: 27-356 (109 amino acids)
Molecular function (GO): iron ion binding; oxidoreductase activity
Source: RefSeq, a predicted model, not a curated record
UGCAGGUGCGUCGGUUGAACCUGUACAUGGAGGGCCAGUCGACGCCCUAUAACCAGAUCCUGGGUCAGUUCACGUUGGACCGCUGCUGGGACGAGUGCAUGUUCCGCUCCGAGUACCAACAGCGCCGCACCGCCAUCGAACUCUACAACAGACAGAACCGAUGGACAAAGCGAGGCCUUGCCAUCGUUCCAACAAAGUUUGGCAUCAGCUUCACCGCCCUCUUCCUCAACCAGGCCGGCGCUCUGGUUCACAUCUAUACUGACGGCUCUGUGUUGUUGACUCACGGCGGGACGGAGAUGGGACAAGGACUCCACACCAAGAUGGUCCAGGUACCUGAACACAGCACCACCAUCUAG